Molecule: messenger RNA, 1521 nt
Organism: Bubalus bubalis (water buffalo)
Lineage: Eukaryota; Metazoa; Chordata; Mammalia; Artiodactyla; Bovidae
Gene: RASD1
Product: ras related dexamethasone induced 1
Exons: 2
Coding region: 151-981 (276 amino acids)
Molecular function (GO): GTPase activity; GTP binding
Source: RefSeq, a predicted model, not a curated record
GACGCGCAGAGCCAGAGCUUUUGUCCGGAAUCCAGAGCCCUGCUGAGCCCAAGCCCGAGCAGCCGGCCGAGCCGAACUCUGCCCUGCGCCCCCAACCACCGUCUGCUUGUCUCACGGCCCCGCGCCCGGCCCCCUCGGUCCCUCUGCUCAAUGAAACUGUCCGCGAUGAUCAAGAAGAUGUGCCCGAGCGACCCGGAGCUGAGGAUCCCGGCCAAGAACUGCUACCGCAUGGUGGUCCUCGGCUCGUCCAAGGUGGGCAAGACGGCCAUCGUGUCGCGAUUCCUGACAGGCCGCUUCGAGGACGCCUACACGCCCACCAUCGAGGACUUCCACCGCAAGUUCUACUGCAUCCGCGGCGAGAUCUACCAGCUGGACAUCCUCGACACGUCCGGCAACCACCCGUUCCCCGCCAUGCGGCGCCUCUCCAUCCUUACCGGAGACGUGUUCAUCCUGGUGUUCAGCCUGGACAACCGCGACUCCUUCGAGGAGGUUCGGAGGCUCAAGCGGCAGAUUCUCGACACCAAGUCGUGCCUGAAGAACAAGACCAAGGAGGACGUGGACGUGCCCCUGGUCAUCUGUGGCAACAAGGGGGACCGCGACUUCCACCGCCAGGUCGAGCCACGCGACAUCCAUCAGCUGGUGGGCACCGACCCCCGGCGCUGCGCCUACUUCGAGAUCUCGGCCAAGAGGAACAGCAGCCUGGAUCAGAUGUUCCACGCGCUCUUCGCCAUGGCCAACCUGCCGCGCGAGAUGAGCCCGGACCUGCACCGCCGCGUGUCGGCGCAGCACUGCGAGGCGCUGCACCAGAAGGCGCUGCAGGGCAAGAGGCUGCGGCGAGCGGGCGGAGACCGCGACGACGCCUUGGGCAUCCUGGCGCCCUGGGCGCGCAGGCCGAGUGUGCACAGCGACCUCAUGUACAUCCGCGAGAAGGCCAGCGGCGGCAGCCAGGCCAAGGACAAGGAGCGCUGCGUCAUCAGCUAGGAGCCCCCGCCCCAACGUGGCAGCAGAGCCUCAGGAGGCCCUGUAGUUCGAGUGUCCGGGCCACGUGCCCCAAACCGCGGGCGUCUUCCUACCCAGCGCCCCAGCCCCUGCACCAGGGAGAGUCAGCGAACAGAGAAGGGACCGUCAUCUGCUCGGAAAGGAAUGAGAACUGGCUGAGGCCCGACUCCCCCCACUUCCGAUGCCCAUUGGGGCCCACCACUUUUCUCACAAAGCCCUAAAAAUGGGAGCGGGGGUGGAAAUUAAGCUUGUCCUGCCCGCAGGAGCAGCAGGGGCAUUAUCUGUGUGAUUGGGGGUUGCCAUGACAGCUGGCCUGAAACCGAGGGUGGGGUCAGAUCAUAGGGAGUGACUUGUUUACAUGUGUGUGCAAUUGCACAAAGCAAAACAUAAAACUCGCACUUUAUAAGAGUUCUGGUGUCACCCUGGACAUGAACAAGAUCUUACCUAGGUGUUUGUACUGCAUGUUGAGUCUUUAUUGUUACUGGUUUUUUACUAUAAAAUAAAGUAACUUAAAAUGGAAAA